Molecule: messenger RNA, 972 nt
Organism: Hepatospora eriocheir
Lineage: Eukaryota; Fungi; Microsporidia; Hepatosporidae
Source: the annotation of a GenBank genome assembly
AUGGAGAUUAUAACUAAAGUUGUCGGAGAAGUUUUAAAGCAAUUUUGUGGUAUAUUUUAUUUUGAAAUAACAUUUAUUUUAAUAAUUAUUGACAAUACUAUUAAAAAUGAUGAGGAAAUAGAAUUGUUUAAAAUAAUUUACUUUCUUCUCUUUGUGAUUAUAUUAUUUUGUAUUGUAAUUGGAUUAUUUGCAUCAAAUAACCGCAUUAGAAGUAUUGUUAUAUCAAUAACGGGAGUAUUUUUAAUUUUAGAAUUAUGUUAUUUUAUUUUAUUUUUAAUUGCUGAUUUUAAAAUAAAAAAAUUUUUUAAAAAUAAAGGAACAAAGCGUUUCAUUGAUAUUUUAACGAAUGAAAAUGAAAUAAAAAGUAAUGUAGAAGACAAAGAUUUCUUUAAAAUAAUGAUUUUAAACAUCUUUUUCAACAUGUUAGGUGUUAUUUUAGAAGAUUCUAUAUUAAUAAUUUCUUCUUGUGUAGAAUUAACAAUCUACAUAAUAAUUUUUAUCUUUUCAAAUAGGUUAAUAAGCAUUGAUAAGACUUUGAUAUUCUUAGUUUUAACAAUUUUAAGUUUAAAAACAUGUUUUAAAUCCUUUUAUGAUGAUGAAGAAAAAGGAAUGUGUACAUGUCUUAAAAUCACUGAUUGGGAUAUUUUUAAUUUAAUAAGUUUUACUAUCUUAUUCAUUCUAUCCUCAUAUGUAAAGCUUGUUCGAGAUAUUCUAGUUAAUUUAAUUCUAUCUGUUUUUUAUAGUAUUAUUUUAAGUCUUUUUAUCUCAAUCAUUUAUUACGAAAGAGAUGAUUUAUUAAAUCGCUUUAAACAGCUUUUAAAAGAUGAUAAUAAGAAAGAUUUUUCUCCUCCUGAUGAAGAGAUUAGAAUAGAAUUUAUAUUUAUGGGUUGUUUUAUACUUUAUCUUAUUACUAUAUUUCUUACAUGGAGAUUAUUUUGGAAGAAGAAAACUAUUGUUAAAAUGAAUUAUUAA